GGCAUCUGCGUGACGUCGCUGUUUAUGUUUCAUGGAGGGACGUGUAGUUUCAUUUCAUUCACUAUGCUAAUGCUAACGCGAAUGCUAGCUUAAAACCUGCUUAAAACCAAGAUACAUCUGCGCAGCCGGUGUUUUAUGUGCACGAGUUGAAACAUGUGAACGUACGUGUUGGCUCCGUGUUGCUGAGUCACCUCAAAUCCGUCGGUGUCCUGUGAGGCUGCUUGACUUCAGCUGAGGAGAGUCUGUGACUGGAAGUUAAACGAUGGAGUCACUGGUGAAAGACAACCCGAUACUUCUGCCCCUCAACUCUGACAGAACUAUCUAUGACGGAUUCAUCACCGUCCAGGAACGAGACUUCAGACUGAGAAUAGUGCUGCCACCAGAUCACGAGCUCAAACGGGCCAAGUUGCACUGCAGCUGGCAGUUAAAACACCUGUUGCAUGGAUAUGAGCCCAUAGUGAAGCAGAGGCUGCAGCAGUCGGCCGAUCUUGUCUCUUUCUUACUGGAGCUGAAGACUGUCUUGGAAGUGGGUCUGAAGAGCCGACCUGAGUGCAGCUCCAUCCCACCUCCUCAGUAUUACUCGCAGCUCAUCUCUGAGAUGGAGACCCUUGGGUGGAACAAGCUGCUUUUCAUAGACACAGAGUUCCGAACACUGAGACUGAAGGCGCAAGACUCUUCUGGGAGGCAGCACAUUCUCACUAUCAAACUCAAGUCGAAGCACCCUGCAGAGGGCCCUGAAUGCUCAGCUGACCUGCCCCUCCCUCUGGCCAUAACAUGGACACCACAGACUACUCUGGAGCAGCUCCACAACCAGUUCCUGCUGGUUUUGGAGUCCCUGACAGAGUUCUGGGACGUCUUGGACGAGAUCGACGACAACACCUGGAUUCUGGAGCCGGAAAAACCCAGCAGGUCCGACACCAUGAGGCGGAUCGCCAUUGGAAACAAUGUCUCCAUUAAAGUGGAGGUAGAUCCCAGACACCCCAAGAUGCUGCCAGAGUGCUGCCUGCUGGGAGCUGAACACGUGGAAAUGCCUGCUCAAACAAUGGUGACUCCUCUGAGGAAUAAACUGAACUCCAACAUGCACCUAUGGAACCCGGACUCCAGCGUCUUGCGCAACCUCCGGGAUGUUUUGGAGAUUGAAUUCCCGUCACCUGCCACCCACGAAAAGUCUGAUUUCAGCACUGAGUGUGGGAUUUGUUAUUCCUAUCGUCUUGAAGCUGCGAUCCCUGAUCAGGUGUGUAACGACCCUCGCUGUGGCCAACCCUUCCACCAGGCCUGUUUGUAUGAGUGGCUGCGAGCGCUGCCCUCCAGCAGGCAGAGCUUCAGCACCGUUUUUGGAGAGUGUCCUUACUGCAGCAAGGUACGUGUGCGUAAUAAAGGCCUUCACUCCACACUCUCAAUACAUAUUCAGCAUACUUAAUUAGCGCCGCUCUAUACAACACAUAGCCUUCUCCGCUCUGAAAGGAGACGAGUGUGUUGACAACAAUCCGCUACAUUCAGUCACUCCUACCGCAGCUACUUCUGUGAUAAAGGAGCGAGCAAAGUAUGUGAUACUGAAUGCAGCAUAUCAUUGAUUCAAAGUCAAAGACAGUUUUAUCUGUGCAGAUGAUUGGGAGGGUUUGGCUGUUCUUCAUCUACAGUCCAAUCACAUUCAAGAGCCCAUUUUCCAUUUGAUAUAAAGUCAUCCUUCAUAGUACUCAUAGCUAUAAAGGCUGUCUAAUAAACAGAAUACGAUGAACUGAAGUUUCUCCUUCCAUUGCAGCCUAUUACUGUGAAAAUGUCGGCUCCGUCGUCCUGAGAAGAGGCUUCCUGUCAGCUCCGUCUCCACUCUGAGGAGAAGACGGAAGCAAAGACCCCUCGUGCUCUUCAUCAAAAGGGGUUUAAUGCACUUUGGCAAACCGCAAAAACAAACGCACCCAAGAAAAGGGAGACGCCCACAAAGACAAACCAGUAGGUGCCUAUCGUCUGUGUGGGACCUGCUGCCCAUCCUGCGCCUGUGAGAGUAGACGUUCCCCAGUCACCACACCUGUCAGUGUGUUCAGAACAGGGAUCACUGUCCCACCGCUGCUGACGGCUGCAUCCUGCUCGGUGGCUGUGCAACCUUUCAUCCCACCCCCCCCUGCAGGCACCGUGUGUUUGGCUCUUACUGUCACAGCCAGGGAAUAUGGGUUGUUUCAUUUGGGAGUGGACUCCUCGCUCCCGUCUCGCCGAGGUCACAGUCGGGCUGUCUCCUUUCCUGGAGGUCCUUUUGAGUUCAGUGUUCUGUCAGAGAGGAUGAGUCAGUGUUUGCUCUUUGAGAACUGACAGGAUCUGUUCUACUAUGUUAUGUGAAUAUGUUUAAAUAAAGUUGUGAAAGAAA
Molecule: messenger RNA, 2359 nt
Organism: Hippoglossus stenolepis (Pacific halibut)
Lineage: Eukaryota; Metazoa; Chordata; Actinopteri; Pleuronectiformes; Pleuronectidae
Gene: fancl
Product: FA complementation group L
Exons: 14
Coding region: 263-1420 (385 amino acids)
Biological process (GO): protein monoubiquitination; interstrand cross-link repair
Cellular component (GO): Fanconi anaemia nuclear complex; nucleus
Molecular function (GO): ubiquitin protein ligase activity
Source: RefSeq, a predicted model, not a curated record